AUGCGGCCUAAAAAAGGAAUAGUGAGACAACUUAAUGUAUACAUAAUAAUGCAUGGCCACUUCGUUUCUGACCUUAAUAACACCAGUUCUGUCAUCCGUCUUUUUAAAUCAGGUCAAUUUGUUUAUGAUUUAUUUCUAUAUUUUGAGCGAAUUUAAAGAAAGUCGCUUUCCAUAGACAGAUCUGGCUUCCAUGAUACAGUAGCAAAACCAUAAACCUGCUUUCUGAAACACACCGAAAGCGCGACCUCUAGUGGUCACUAGGUGAAAGCGUUUCUUGUGGUGACACUCCGGAGUAAACGGAACCUCCCUCCAUGCUGCUCUCCUCCUCCUCCACUCUGGUGCUCCUGCUCAUCACAAUGGCCAGGCUCUAGAGGAGGAAGGCGCGCAGACACAAGGAGGAGCGACGGCGGCGACUCAGUCACACCUUCACAACGAGACGCAGGAGAAGGAAUAUGACUUCCAUCUGGUAGAGAGGUCAAUGUGGCCGAUAAAUCAACUCUCUGUGGUAGCACUGUGUCGCUGUGGAUUCCAGAGGCUCGUCUCCAUAGCAACCCAUUCCUCCUCCUGAUCGUUGCUGCCAGUCCACCGUCUCUGCCACACAAGGCGUCUCCCCUCAGCCCCCUGGUCGGUCACUGCCUCUGAACUAGAAUGGACACUGAGUCAACACACUCGGGUUACUCCUAUUCCAGUCGCUCCGGGAGAUCGAAUCGACAUGGGCGUGAGCGACACAAAGCUGGGAGCAGUAAGGACAGCAGUCGCUCUGAGAGGUCUGUGGUCAUUAACCCCCCCGACACGCCAUCCCAGGAUUCCCCUGUUCACAACGGAGAGCCGCUGCCUGGAGAACCCACCUUAGCAGCGGACCAUGGAGAAGAUGCCCAGGAUGACAACUGGGGAGAAACCACUACAGCCGUCACGGGCACUUCAGAGCUGAGCGUCUCUCAGGAGGAGGUGGUCGGCCUCGGGAAAGGGAUUCAGGAUCGCACCCACAGCUUCCGCCGCUACCUCCCCCUAGCUGUGGGUUUGUGUGUGGGCCUGCUGGUGCUGGCCACGCCCCUGGACUUCCUGCUUCUUCCUGCUGUGAUGUGGCCUGACAGACUGCAGGCGUGCGGUGCGGCCUGUGAGGGUCUUUUCCUCUCCAUCGCCUUCAAGCUCCUCAUGCUGCUGGUGGCCAUUUGGGCCUUGUUCCUCCGACCGGGGCGAGCCAGUCUGCCCAGGAUGUGUGUAUACCGUGCCUUCCUCACCACGCUCACACUCCUGCUGACCAUGUCCUACUGGCUCUUCUACGGAGUCAGGAUCCUUGAUCCACAGGAUGAAGACUACCACGGUAUCGUCCAGUUUGCCGUGUCCCUUGUGGACUCUCAGCUGUUCGUCCACUACCUGGCUGUGGUGCUGUUGCAGCUCCGCCAGCUGCAGCCCUGUUACAGUGUGUGCGUCAUCCGGUCCACAGACGGAGAGACGCGUCACUACAACGUAGGACAGACGAGUAUUCAGAGAGCUGCUCUGUCCAUUUUGGAGUUUUACUACAGAGAUUUUCCUCUUCACAAUCCGUCUCUUCUCUCUGCCGCCAAGCAGCGAGCGGCCAAACAUCUGGCUGAGUUAAAGGUCUAUAACGUAGAUGCCCCGGGGAACGCUGCGGGGGCUCAGCCUGCCAACGGCACUCAGUCAAGAGCGAUGGCUUCCGCCGCCGCCGCCGCCAAACGCAAGGACAGCGCCCACAAUGAGCUGUACUACGAGGAGGCGGACUAUGAGAGGAGAGUACGCAAGCGCAGAGCCAGGCUGGUGGUUGCUGUAGAGGAAGCCUUCACUCACGUCCGGCGGAUGAAGAAGGAGGACGAGCGUGCAUCUCCGUCUGACAUCAUGGAUGUCCAUGAAGCAGCUCUCGCCAUAUUCCCAUCUAUGGCACGUGCGCUGCAGAAAUACCUCCGCACCACUAAGAGGCAGCACUGUCACAGCAUGGAGAACAUUCAGAAGCACCUCGCUUUCUGUCUCACUAACAACAUGAGCCCAAAGGCCUUCCUGGAAACCUAUUUGGCCCCCGGUCCAACUCUGCAGUACGGACCUGAGCGCUGGAUGGCAGAUCAAUGGACCUUGAUCAGCGAGGCCUCCGUCACCAGCGGCAUAAAGCAGGGCUCAGAGUUCCUGUUGAGGUGUCUCGACUUUAGCUUAGCAGUCACCGUCAAGAGCAUCCCUUACAUUCGACUGACGGAGGAGUACAUCGACCCCAAGACUCACAAGUUCCUGCUGCUGCUUCAGUCCGAGACCUCGGUUUGAACACGGCCGCUGGAGCGGACCAGCAGCCUUGUUUUUGUUUACUCGACUUUUUGUACUGUUUUUCUCUUUGUACCUGUCGGUGUGAUUCUAUCACAUACACUGUUUGUGUCGUUUUCCCUGAGAGACUUUGGGCAACGUGAGAGACCGUUACGGGCAGAAAACACAGGAGUAUGAUUGGAUAUCUCUGUCCCGACAGUUGCAGAAGACAGUUCAGGUUUUCCUCUAUGCACUUCAGAUGACCCUCGUAAAAGUCCUGCUUUAUCUGUGUGUCAGUGUGUGUGUGUCGGCGAGGGAGGGUGUGUGUGAUUGAAGAUGAAACGUGUGUACGUCCAGACUUGUGUUUCAUCCUCUUCUUAUUUUUGUUACCAAGUAACCACGACAUGUACCACGAACUGAACCCUUUU
Messenger RNA from Cynoglossus semilaevis (tongue sole), 2675 nucleotides. Its product is annotated as vang-like protein 1. The transcript is spliced from 9 exons. The record is from RefSeq and is a predicted model, not a curated record. NCBI's taxonomy places the organism in Eukaryota, Metazoa, Chordata, Actinopteri, Pleuronectiformes, Cynoglossidae. Gene Ontology annotation, biological process: multicellular organism development. Gene Ontology annotation, cellular component: membrane. The coding region runs from base 649 to 2271 and encodes 540 amino acids.